This is a messenger RNA of Marmota monax (woodchuck), 10900 nucleotides long. It is a transcript of the gene Znf75d, whose product is annotated as zinc finger protein 75D. The record is from RefSeq and is a predicted model, not a curated record. Lineage: Eukaryota; Metazoa; Chordata; Mammalia; Rodentia; Sciuridae. The coding region runs from base 414 to 1364 and encodes 316 amino acids. Gene Ontology annotation, biological process: regulation of transcription by RNA polymerase II. Gene Ontology annotation, molecular function: RNA polymerase II cis-regulatory region sequence-specific DNA binding; DNA-binding transcription factor activity, RNA polymerase II-specific. The transcript is spliced from 7 exons.
CAUAUUUCCUUUUCCGGUUGGGGUUCGGACCACAGACCCGAGACCCAAGAAAUAGGAAGUUGGGGUGCGGUGUUGGGGAGGUGGAGAGACCGGGUGGGUGUCUGCUUUUUCAAGGCCCCUGCUCCCCAGAGGCCUUGGAGCUUCUCUCGCCAGGCGUUUUCUUUACCUGGCCUCCCCGAGUGGCGCGCGAGUGGAGUUCCGCUCUAUAGAGCGGCUGGGAGGCGUGGAGACUUUAUAGUGGAACUGAGGAAAAGGAAAGUGGCCGCCACCCAAGCCCAGAGUUGACUGGAGUGCUCUUAGGAAGAAGAUCUGUACAUUGGUUUUGUACCAAGCCUGAUGGGGCCUCAGUUGUCAGAGAUGGCACCAGGGAACUGUUAGUGCCACACACAGGAAUAAAACUGUUUCUAGAGCAAAUGAUGAUGAGUGAGCUGAACAUAGAUGCGUGCUUGAACCCCCACAUGGGGGCUAUGUUCUGGGAGACUGAAGAAGCUGUGCAAGAAGGCUCCAGUCAGAGGGAGAAAUACAGCCCACAAAUAGAAAGCCUUCAUCCUGAGAGUGCCCGCCAGCACUUCAGGAGCUUUUGUUAUCUUGAAGCACCUGGGCCACUAGAAGCUGUUAACCAACUUCAGAAAUUAUGCAAUCAGUGGCUGAGGCCAGAGACCCACUCAAAAGAGCAGAUCCUGGAACUGCUGGUGCUAGAACAGUUCCUGACCAUUCUUCCCAGGGACAUCGAGAACUGGGUGCAGAAGCAUCAUCCACAGAAUGUUAGACAGGCUGUGGUCCUGGUAGAACGCUUUCAGAGAGAACCUGGUGGAACAAAGAAUGAGGUCACAGCCCAUGAGCUGGGAAAGGAGACAGUGCUCUUGGGAGGAACAGCAGUGGCCCCAGGCUUCAGGUGGAAGCCAGCAGAGCCCCAAGCAAUGGGUGUGUUCCAGAAAGAAUGUUGCAAUAUAUACCAGGUACUUCAAGAACUGCUGGGCUGGCAUACUCACAAAGAAACCCAGCCUGUAUAUAAAAGAGCUGUGCAUACUCCACAGAUUUUAGCCCUUUCUGAGCAGAAAAGCAUCAAAGACUGGAAGAUGGCAUCAGAGCUCAUCUGGCCUGAGUCCCAGGUAUUCUGCAGUGUGUUAGCCCCAAAUGUUCUCCAGAGUUUGUUGACAUUUGAAGAUGUGGCUGUGUAUUUUUCCGAGGAAGAAUGGCAAUUAUUGGACCCUUCUCAGAAGACCCUCUACAAUGAUGUCAUGCAGGAUAACUAUGAGACUGUCAUCUCUCUAGCCAAUCAAGCAGCAAGUCCUCUUUGCUCUGUCUUCAAAUGUAUCCUGAAUCCAACCAUGUCUCACACUCUUCCACUCUUACCACCCUAGUUGGAGCCACUGUCACCUCUAACCAAGUCUACCUUCAAUAACACUAGAUUCCUAUUCCCCGCAUCAUUUGCCUCUGUCUCCCUUAGGUUAAGUUCCUAGUUUCCUCAUUGCAUUUCUACCCACAUCCAUAGUAGAAUGUAAAGAUGAUAUUGGAUCCAAAAUUCUGCCCACUUAAACAUUUGAAAUAAAAAAGUUAUAAAAAAAAGAGUUAUUCACUCUUCCUGAAAAUAGUCAGGAAUUAAGGUGGCAGUUCAUGACCUCAAGGUUUUAUUCUCAGAAUAUUGUUGUGUUUUAAAGUGAUCUAUUUAAAGCAAGAAGAACCAUAGAUCCAAAUUCUCCAAGAGUACAAGGAAAGUCUUGAAGCAUUUCCUACAGGUAAGUAUAUUCAUCAGAAGAAGAGAAAUAUUCUUUGGUAGGAACUUUAUAGGGGUUUAAUAUCUUAAGAUUCUGCUCUUAUAUUUUUCAUUGAAAUUUUUAUUGUAGUCAUUUUAAAUUCACAUGCAGGUUUAAAAUAUAAUAUAAAAGAGAAUCUGUGUACACAUUACUCAGUGUCUGCAAUGAUAACUUUUGCAAAAGUAUAUCACAAUCAGACUAUUGCUAUUGAUGUGACCUACUGAUCUUAAGCAGAUUUCCCAAAUUUUACUCGAAUUGUUGUAUGUGUCUAUUAUUUCUGUACAGUUUUAUCACGUGUAGAUUUAUGUAUUCACCACUAGAGUCUUGACUAUACUGGAUAGUUCCCUUACCAUAAACAUCCCUCCUGUUGCCCUUGCAUAAUCACAUAUACUUCCAUCCCAUUCCCCACUAAUCCAUUCCAACUGUUAAUCUGCAAACAUUCCUAACAUUUUGGCCAUUUGAAAAAUCUUAUAUGAAUGGAAUCAUCAUGAAGUAUGUGGUUUUGGGGGAUUAGAUUUUUUCAUUUACAAUAAUUCCCUAGAAAUUUGUCUAAGUUAUUAACAUGUCUCAAUGGCUCAUUUCUCUUUAACCACUGAGUAGCAUUCCACACAACUAUCUUAUAUAGGUUUUUCUGCAGAGUGUUCAUUUAUCUAGGACACAUGCUUCAAGGGUAGAAUCACUGUUUCAUAUGAUAAUUGCAUGUUUAAAUUUAUAAGAAACUGCCAAACUGUUUUCCUCAGUGUCUGUACCAUUUUACAUUUCUACCAACAAUAUAUGAGUAAUCCAGUUUCUCUCUACAUCCUUGCCAGUGUUUAGUCUCAAUAUUUUUUUAAAAUUUUAGUCAUUCUGAUAUAUGUAGUGGUAUCUCACAGUGGUUUUGAUUUGUGUUUCCCUAAUGGCUGAUGAUGUUUGUUUGAUAUCUUCUCAUGUGCUUAUUUGUCAUCUCUUUAUGUACUCUUCAGUGCAAUGUCUUUUGGCCAUAUUUUAGAUGGGUUGUUUAUUAACUGUUGACUUUGGGGAGUUCUUUAUGUAGUGUAGAUUCUAAAGUUUGUCAGAUCAAUGAUUUGCAAUUAUUUUAUCUCAAUCUAUAUAUUGUCUUUAUCCUCUCCCAUGGGUUUCCACUCAGUAAAAUUUUUAAUUUUGAUGAGGACCAAUUUUUCCUAUUAUAGAUUGUUUUUGGUAUCAAGUCUAGAAUUCUGACUAGCUUAUCCCUAGAUCCCCAUGAUUUCCUCCUAAAACUUUAAUAAUGUUAUAUUUUACAUUUAACUCCAUGAUCUAUUUUUGAGUUAGUUCUUCUUGUUUUUUUUUUUUUUUUUUUUGGUACUGGGGAUUGAACCCAGAGGUGCUUAACCACUGAGCCACAUCACCAGCCCUUUUAUAUUUUAUUUAGAGACAGGGUCUCUCUGAGUUACUUAGGGCCUCAUUAAGUUGCUAAGGCUGGCUGUGAACUCUCGAUCCUCCUGCCUCAGCCUCCCUAGACACUGGGAUUACAGAUGUGUGCACCACCACAUCUGGCCUUGAGUUAGUUUUGUAUGAAGUGUGAGCUUUAGGUUGAGGCUCAUUUUAAUUUUUCUUCUUGCCAAUGGAGGUCUAAUUACUUCAGCAUCAUUUGUCGAAAAUGCUGUCCUUCCUCCAUUGAAUUGCCUGGCAUGUUUAUGUUCAUUUUGUUCCACUGAGCUCUGUAUCUGUCCUUCUGCAAAUAUUGCACUCUCUUGAUUACUGUAGCUGUAUUGUAAGCCUUAAUAUCUAUCCAGCAAAGUGAUUUGUCCUACUUACUUCUUCAUCAAGAUUCUCUUACCUAUUGUAGGACCUUUGCCUUUACAUGCAAAUUACAGAGUAAGUUGAACUGUGUCUGAAGUAAAUUGUGUUUUGCCAGAAAUUACAUUAAAUGUAAUAUUAGUUUGAAAGGGAUUGUCAUGUUUAUUGUGUUGAUUCUCCCAAUCCAUGAACACAGUAUAUCUCUAUUUAUUUAAGUCUUUGAUUUCUUUCCUCACUUUUUUAUAAUUUUCAGUGUAUAGAUAUUCUACAUGUUAAGUGCAUGCAUAAGUUUUUCAUUUUCAUGGAACAAUUCCUUUUAUUUUCUUGCUUAUUGCAUUAGCUUUAACUUCUGGUACUAUGUUGAAUUAGAGUGGCAAGAGAAACAUCUUUGACUUGUUUCCAAUUUAGCAUGAAAACAUUCAGUCUUUCACCGUUACCUAAGAUAUUAGCACUGUUUUUUUGUUGUUGAUAUUCUUUAUCAAGUUGAUAUAAUUCCUAAUUUUACCACUGUUUUCAUCAUGAAUGGAUGUGGCAUUUUGUCAGAUGCUUUUUCUGUGUCAGUUGAUAGGUACAUAUGAUCUUUCUUCUUUAGUUUGUUGAAAUGGUGGAUUAUGUGGAUUGAUUUUCAUAUGUUGAACCAGAUUUGCAUACCUGCAAUAAAUCCGGCUUUGUCAUGGUAUAUAAAUCUCAUAACUUAACUGCAAUCUCAUUGACUUACUGCAUUCAGUUAGUCAAUAUUUGCUGACAAUUUUUGUGUUUAAGUUCAUGGGAAAUGCGACUCUAUAGUUUCCUUUUUUACUACUGUCUUUGUAUGUUUAUAGUAUCAAUGUGAUACUCGUCUUAUAAAAUGAGUUGGGUAGUAUUUCCUCCUCUUUUUUGGAAGAGAUCACAUAAAAUAGUUAAUUCUUUGAGUGUUUGGUAGAAUCCUCCAGUGACACCAUUUGUACUUGGAGAUUUUUUGAGGGGAGGACUUUUAAAUUGUGAGCUCCAUUUUUCUUUAAUGGUCAGCGUACCAUUCGGGAUCUAUUUCAUAUUGUUUGAAUCCUGGUAUUUGUACUUUUUUAGGAAAUAGUCCAUUAUAACUAACUUAAAAUUCAUGAAUGUAAAAUUCAUAGAAUUCCCUUACCUUCUUAUUUACAGAGUAUGUAGUAAUACACUAUUUCAUUCAAGAUAUUGGUGAUUUGUGUCUUCUCUUUCUUUUUGUCAGUCUUGAUAGAGGUUUACCAGCUAUUUUUUUUUUUUUUUAAGAAUGGGCUUGCUUUUUGUUUUAUUUUGGUUUCUGUCCUUUAUUAUUUUCCCUUUCAGCCUGCUUUGAGUUUAUCUUACUUUUAGUUCUUUGAGGUAGGAACUUAGAUUAUUGAUUUGAGAUACUUUUUUUUGUACCCAGGAGUACUUUACCACUGAGUUACAAUCCCAACCUUUUUUAUUCUGAGACAGGGUCUUACUAAGUUGCCCAGACUGGCCUCAAAUUUGCAGUCUUCCUGCCUCAUCCUUUCGAGUCACUGGGAUCACAGGCAUGUACCACUGUGCUUGGCCACCUUUCCUUUUUUCUAUUAUGAGCACUUAUGGAUACAACUUUCUUCUGAUCAUUUCUUUAACUAAAAUUAAUAUAUUUUGAUAUAUUUUAAUUUCAUUUUUAUUUAACUUUCAGUAUUCAAAAAUUUCCUUUGAGACUUUCUCUUUGGACCAUGGAUUGUUUAGAAGUGUAUUUCAUUUCCAUAUGUUUUAAAUUUUCCUAUUGCUUUUCUAGUUUGAUGACAUUUUUGUCAUGUUUCCCUUUCUUAUAGGUUGUGAUUUUUUUUGUUCUUGGCCUGAUGUGUGAUUAUUUAUUGUAUACAGAUAAUUUUGUGUAUUAGGAUAGAAGAGUCUGGUUCCUAUUUAAAUAUUUUAUUUUAGCAGGCAGUCACUGGGUUUUACUUUAGCACACAGGUUCUUUCUUACUUUUAUGAGGUAUUUCCACCAUGUGACCAGUGCACUGUUUUUAUUAAUGAGGUUCUUGGCAUAAAAGUUAGCUAGCGAGAUCGAAAUAAAACACACAGACUCAGUUACCUUUUUCUAUGACCAGGUCCGAGAUGGCUCCCCUCUCUGGUUCCCACCUCGAACCACCCGGUAGGGCAGCAAGGAUUACUCAGGGCUAGCAGGAGAGAGAGAGAUGGAGCACGCCAGGGAGUAGCCUUUUAUUGGGGAACAAGAAAUUCAGGGGAGAAUUCCAUCCAAUGAAGGUUGAGGGGGGCUGCACUCCAAGGUCAGGGUCAGUGAUUGGCCCCCAGGGUCAGUGGUCAGUCACACCCCCACACGGACGGGCUCUCUCAUCAGGAGAGGGCCAGGAAAGCUCCGACACAGAUUAGCCAGAGCGCCUCAGACCCAAACCGGGAGUUGCCCAGUCACGUGUGAGAAUGGCUUCCCACAUAUUCUCCCUUUCUUUUCUUAAAAAUGAGGCGGCGGUUCACUCUUUGGAGUUUCUGUAUUCUUGUUCCGAAGACUUGCCAUCCUAUAAUUACAACACAAAAGAGAAUUAACAGCAAGGAGAAUAAUCCAAUAAUGUACCAGGCUGAGUGUUUAAGAAUAUUACCAGGGUUGAAUCCAUUCAACUCCUUCAAUAUUUCGUUAGCCAAAGAAGAAGGAUCUGAAAAAUCAGCUCUAUUAUUUUGAAUGUCUUGGAUAUGGUGAUGAAGUUCCAGAAUAUCCAAGCUAUUAUUACUAUUUUGCCAAAUACCUAACAAAUGGUUUUUAACCUUCUCGCAAUCCCAGAGAGAAGCAUUGUACUUGUCAGCUGUAACACACACAUAUUUAUAAUUUGCAUGGCAUUUAAGCCUUUCUUUAAAUUUUAAGGCUGAAAGUUCAUUACCUAUGUCUAUAACAGUCGCCUCUAAGGCAUUUAAUUUAGUCUCAAUCCUUUCAUCAAUAUUUACUUGAUUACGCAGAGCCUUGGAAGCAUUUUGAGCUAAAUUAUUAAGAAAUUUUGCAUGCUGAAUAUUCUGAGACAAUGUCAGAGACGCAGACACAGUGGAGGCAAUAAAAGAGACUAGCGCCAAAACACCAACGAUUAUAACUCCAAUAGCACGUUUAGGUCUUGCUAGCUGGGCAUGAAUUUGCUGCAAGACUUGUAAACCAGUAUCAGCAUACCAUGGCUCUGAAAUAUUAGCAGGUAAUAAAACGAAAGAGGGCUGAUGAAGUAUCAGCACUCCUUUUCCUCCAUUAUACCUAGUAAUACAAUUGGUUAGGUUAUAUUUAUUACAAGUAACAAUAUAUCGGUCAUCUAUCCAUUUAACUUCUACAUUCCCAAUAAUUAAAACAUAAGGAGAUUGGACACAGGCUCGUAAGCCAUAGCAAGAUCCCUCUUUACAGUUCUUGCCAACAAAUUUUGGUAAAGGCUUGUCUGUAAAAUGUAAGAAUUCUGAGGCAGCAAUUAAACGCCAAACAUCCUUUUGAACACCACCUUCACUAUAAGUCAAAAUAUUACUAACAAAUCCUGCAGGUGUCAUAGCAGAAUUUCUUUGUAAUUGUCUCUUAUCAAUUUUUGGAGACCAGUCUAAAAUAUACCCACUAUCUUUAGACACCUUAUGUUGUACAGGAAAGGUAUUUACACAAUCCAUCCAUCUAGGAAAGGUGCCAAUCUCAAUUGUAGAACUAUUUAGACAGUGGGGUAUCCGUGGGGGUUUUGCAGAAAUGACUGGCUUGUUAUGGGAAAGUCCCAUCUUAAUUACUGAUCUAGUAUAAGGUUUUAAGUCCCCAUAAAUAGAAUUAUUUGUCAGUCUAGGUCUACCAGUCGCUGUCUUUUCUUCGAAUGAUACUUUCAGACAGCCAGCAUGUUUAUCAUGGGACCAACACAAAGGUAAUUGGGCACUGUAGCCAGAAUAAUUAAAUCUAGUCACAUGAUUGGGAGUAAUAUGAGUAUCUGUAAAUCCUCCCAUCAUGAAUGAGUCAUUAGUAAAUACUGGAAUGGAUUCUCCAGUCCACACAGCUGGGUGUACCAGGGGUGGAUCUGGGAAAUAUGUCCAGUAAGUGUCUACUUGAUUCCCCUUUACCUGACAGCCCAGCAGGGCAAUUACUGUUGCUACCAUCAUCACUGGGGUCCUGUUCUCUCCUAGGUGUCAAAGUAUUCGGGAAGCCUGGGUUGUUAGCUUCUUCGCGUCUUCCCAUGAAAUCAGCUUUUCGACUGGGUCAAUCUGGUCUUUCUUCAUCUUUUUCCGAUAUCUCUUCCUUUUGGAUAGGGGCUCCUCCGGGUCGAUCCUCAGUCGCUUGAAUCUGGGUUCUAUCUCUUCCAUGUCUGAUUGCGCAUUCAGGCACCCAAAUAGGACGAAAAGCACCUUCUGGGAAAAUACAAGCAUGACCUGUCCCCCACAUAAUCACUGGAUCUGGGCCUUUCCACUGACCGGUCUGUAAAUCUUUCCACAAAACUCUGCCUAAAGGGCCUGUUACUGAGGGAGACAUUUGUCUCUCAGCAGCAGUGUGACCUUCAGCGUCACAGUUUAAAAAAUUUAAAACAAACAAAGCAUGAUUAAGGCUAUUUUGGGGAGUCAUAACCCUAUUCCCCCCCCUUUAAUUUUUGUAAUUGAAGCUUAAUAGAUAAAUGAACUCAUUCCACAAUGGCUUGACCUUGGGGGUUAUAAGGAAUUCCUGUUUUAUGAUCAAUUUGAAAAUCUUGGCAAAAUUAUUGAAAAGAAGAGCUUACGUAAGCUGGAGCAUUAUCUGUUUUAAUCUGCAUAGGGCACCCUAACACAGAAAAAGCUGCUAGGCAAUGAGAAAUUACAUUCUGAGUAUUUUCCUUAGUACGUGCUGUGGCAAAAAUAAAUCUAGAAUAAGUGUCCACUAUGACAUGCACAUAACAUUGCUUACCAAAUUGAGGAAUAUGAGUUACAUCCAUUUGCCAUAUUUGAUUUGGUUUUAAUCCACGGGGAUUUACCCCUGAUGGUAAAGAUGGAGUGUGAAUAACACACUUAGGGCAUUGGCUUACAAUCUGACGAGCUUGUUCUCUAAUAAUAUUAAAUUGUUUACGUAAGCUAGAAGCAUUUUGAUUAUGUAAGGAAUGGGAAGCUAGUGCACAGUCAUAUGAAGACAUCUGUUGACAAAAAGUUACUAAUUUAUCAAUUUUGUCAUUACCUGAAACUAAGCGUCCUGGAAGAUUAGUAUGAGCUCGUAUGUGUCCUAUGAAACAUGGGUACUUUCGCAUUAGCACUGCCUUCUGUAAAUUAUGAAAUAAUUUAAAUAACUCUUGUGAUGAAGUAUACCCAAUAACUGAAGUUUCAAUAUUUUAAGUAACUCUGACUGCAUAUAAGCUGUCAGAAUAAAUAUUAAUAGGCUCAUUUGAAAAGUAAUUUAAGGCACAAAUCAGAGCUUGAAGCUCUGCUCUUUGGGCAGAAGUAUAAGAAGUUUGUAUUACCUCUGUGUGAACACGACUAUAAAAACCUGCUUUACCUGAGCUCGAACCAUCAGUGAACACUGAUAAAGCUUCAUCUAUAGGAUGUGCACGUACAAUCUUUGGAAAAAUAAGUGACGUUAAUGAUGCAAAUUGUAUAAUCUUAUCACGAGGGUAAUGGCUAUCUAUCUGGCCAGGAAAAUCAGCAAAGGCUAUCUGCCAUAAGCUAGAAGUUUGAAAAAGCCAAUUAGUCUGUUGAACAGAAAAUGGAAUGAUUAUGAUAUCAGGCUCAGAUCCAAUUAAUUGUAAAAUCCUAGUUCUACCUUUAAUUACUAAUUGAGCUAUGGAAUCAUGAAAAGGAAUUAAUGUUUUUUGAGGGGAGUGGGAUAAAUAAAUCCACUCAAUAACUCCUAAUAGCUUUUGAAAAUCAUUAAGGGUUUGUACGGAAACUAUUUGUUCCGCUCCGGUAAAAUUAAAGAUGGCGGCCCCCAUGGUCGGCGCGAUGACGUCACAUUGCGCGACCAUCACCUACUUCCUCAUUCUCGGCUGGGGGAGGGGCCGACCGGAAGUUUGUGUUUCGGCCAGGCGGAAAUGAUGACAAGAAGGCGGGCUCAUCCGCGCCAUCUUGAUCUGCCACGUGGGAUUGAGUCCUGCAAUAUCUAUUAUCACCAGUAGAUGGAGCCCUGAACUUAAAAUUGCGCAUGUGACACUCGCGCACAAAAUGAUUACUUUUCCCGCAAACAUAGCAUCUCCCGCGGGGCUUUUGUACUAAAUCUUGUGGCCUUAAGGUUUCUUUUAGUGCCGCAGCUAGGGCUACUGUCGGCAAAUGGGUAGAGUCUAUGUCAGAACAUAAGCAGAUAAACUCAGAAACUGUCCCUUUUUUACGGUGUGGCCUAAGAACGUCCUGACAAUAGUUAUUUGCAUUUUCAAAUGCCAAUUGUUUAACAAUAAACUCACAAGCCCCCGGGUCCCCGAGCGACCUGUUUGCGGCCUGGUACAAUCAGGCUACGAAAUCUGAGUAAGGUUCAUUCGCACCCUGCCUGAUUUUGGUAAGACCUAAAUUGGAUUGGUCUUUAGAGACAAUCUGUUUCCAGGCACGUUUCGCAAAUCAGUUAUUUGAUUGUAUACUACAAAUUCAUAAUUUAACUGUCUUUCUAAAUCAGUAAAUUCACCUGUUCCUUAAAACAUUUCUACCGGUGUCUCUAAAUUUCGUCUUCUAUUUCUUUCUGCCUGUUCAGUACAAAAAUCAGUCCAAUAAGUACGCCAGAGCAAGAAAUCUCCCCCACUCAGGCAAGAUCUAGCUAAAGAAAUCCAAUCACUAGGAGGAAGGGGCUGCUAGCAAAUAUUUUCUAUCAGGCUCUGUACAAAAGGCGAAUUUGGACCAUACGUCUCACAUGCACUUUUUAGUUCCUUAAUGGUUUUAAAUGGGAUUACAGUAUGAACUCUAACUCUCUGAUCUUGCUCAUUAACUUGCUCAAAAACUGGAAAAAGUUGAAAACCGCUAGUAUCCUCUCCAGCUUCUUGAGCCUUCUUAAUACCUCGCUGGAACGGGGUAAGAAAAGUCAUUGUUAAUCCAGAGUACCUGUUAAAUUUUGUCCUUUUAACAGGUAAUGGCCGAAUUCGAAUAGCCUGGGCAGGCUGUGUUAAACGCAGCCUGUUAAAAUUUCUCUGUAAGUCCUGAAUUUCAAUGUAUGAUUCUUCUCCCUCGGACUGCGAGUCAUGGGUAGACUCUGCGCUGUCGCCAUUUUGAAAUUGGGCUUCUAAGCCACGUGGCGGAGAAGAACUCUGUGCCCCUCUAAGAACCUCUUCCGGAUUUUCCUCCCCAGGACGAUCCUCUACCUCUUCCGGAGGACUUUCUAGGACUGCGGAGGUUUCUUGUCUAUGAUGUUCCUCUCUAUAAUCUCCCUGCUGGCUAGCCUGAUCCUGCAAGUUUAAAGUCACAUUCUUUUUUUUUUUUCCUCUUUUUUUUUAAGAGAGAGUGAGAGAGGAAGAGAGCGUGCGACAGAGAAUUUUUUUAAUAUUUAUU